AUGGCACCCGAAGGGAAGGAACGAAGGGACCCGAAGGGAAGCGACGAAGGGACACGAAUACACGAAGAUAAUCGAAGGGAAAUCAAAGGGCGAACUAUCCGAGUGGAUCAUGUGUCUAACUAUCGGGCUCCUAAGGACUCAGAAGAACUAGAUGAGGAGACCAGAAGGCUGCAGGAGAUUGGUUGUGGGGCUCACACCCCCUCACCGAGUUUGUCUGAGGGCUCUGAAGAUGAGGAACCCACAAAAAAGCACAAAAAAGCAAAAAAGGAAAAAAAGGAAAAAAAGAAAAGAAAGAAAGAAAAGGGGAAGACUGCCCGGGAAGUACAGGCAAAGCAGUCAUCCUCUUCUUCAUCGCCCAGAAGCAAGGCAGCAAAGGAAAAGGAUGACCCAGGCCCUAAGAAGCUCAGCAGCAAGAACUCUGAGAGAGUUCAGAAGCCAGAGUCCAGGGAGGGAUGGAAGCACUGCUCAGGCUCCCCCAAGGUGAGGACCACCUGCCGUGGUGCCCCAGAGGACCUGGGGAAGGAGCUGAAGAAGGAGAAACCCAAGCAUGAACACAGGUCCUCAAGCAGGAAGGAGGCAAGAGAAGAAAAGAACAGGGAUAAGGACAGAGGGCGCAGCUCAGACAGACAUUCUAGCCGGAACAAUGGGCGUUCUGAAGGCCAUAGUCACAGAAGCAGAAGUAAGAGCCGAGACAAAUCCCACAGGCAUAAAAGGGCUCGGCACUCCCGGGAGCGGGACUUCUCAAAUCCUGGUCACCGUAGGCAUCACUGAGUCCUUUUCACCUGCUCAGUAGA
Molecule: messenger RNA, 794 nt
Organism: Otolemur garnettii (small-eared galago)
Lineage: Eukaryota; Metazoa; Chordata; Mammalia; Primates; Galagidae
Gene: RBMX2
Product: RNA binding motif protein, X-linked 2
Exons: 3
Coding region: 1-771 (256 amino acids)
Source: RefSeq, a predicted model, not a curated record